Cornus florida is the source of this 882-nucleotide messenger RNA. Its product is annotated as probable LRR receptor-like serine/threonine-protein kinase At3g47570. Gene Ontology annotation, molecular function: protein kinase activity; ATP binding. The transcript is spliced from 2 exons. The record is from RefSeq and is a predicted model, not a curated record. Lineage: Eukaryota; Viridiplantae; Streptophyta; Magnoliopsida; Cornales; Cornaceae. Bases 1 to 882 code for a protein of 293 amino acids. Gene Ontology annotation, biological process: protein phosphorylation.
AUGGUACCCGUGCUGAAAUUUAUCUUACCCUCAAUUGCAUUAGCAUUCCUUGUUAUGGCCCUCAUAUUUUUGUUGAAAAUAAAUCGAAAACAAAAGAUCAAAUUGCGUACCGAGGAAGAUAUAUCACCCUUUGCAUGGAGAAAGGUUUCGUAUCAGAAAAUUUUACAAGCAACAAAAGCAUUCAGUGAAACAAACCUAAUAAGCAUGGGAAGUUAUGGUUCAGUAUAUAAAGGAAAGCUUUUGGAUGGGAUGAAUAUCGCCUUGAAGGUAUUCAAUUUGCAACUAGAAGGAGCUUUCAAGAGUUUCGAUGUCGAGUGCGAAGUAAUACGUAACAUUCCUCAUCGGAACCUAAUUAAAAUCAUCAGCAGUUGCAGCAACAUGGAUUUCAAAGCCUUGGUACUAGAGUACAUGUCUAAUGGGAGCCUCAAGAAGUGGUUGUAUUCUCAUAACUAUUGUUUGGACAUUUUACAACGAUUAAACAUAAUGAUAGAUGUCGCGUCAGCAUUAGAAUAUUUACAUCAUGAUCAUGCAACACCUAUUAUUCACUGUGAUUUGAAACCGAGCAAUGUCCUCCUUGACGAAGACAUGGUUGCACGUGUUGCUGAUUUCGGGAUUGCAAAACUCUUAGGUGAAGGAGAUCUAAUGGUACAAACCAUGACCUUGGCAACAAUCGGGUAUAUGGCACCAGAGUAUGGAAUUGAAGGAAGAGUGUCAACAAAAUUUGAUGUCUAUAGUUAUGGUGUCUUGUUGAUGGAAACAUUUUCAAGGAAGAAGCCGACUGAUGAAAUGUUUGCCGGAGAGGUGAGCUUGAAGCGUUGGGUGAAGGAAGCAAUAAAGGGUUCGAUAAUUGAAAUUGUGGACCAAUCUGAUAGAAAGAGAUGA